UCUUUCUGGAGAGAUAAAAUACUUAAGUGAAAGUACACUUUCGCGGCUUCUUUUUUCCAUUGGACCAUUUUAUAGAGAAGUUCCAGUUUGAAACCAUAGUCGUCAAAUCAAGCCAACUUGUAAAGGCUCAUCUAAUAGUUAUGCUAUGGAGAGAGGUGUUGUGUUUCUGUAAUGUCUACUAAUUAGCGGUUAUAACAACGUCUACGAUUGUCUGGGAUUGUCUUUUUGUUUCUGCGGCUUCGUGUUGUUUUAUUCCAACUCAUCAUGGCCAGUGAGCUUGCCGGACACUUUAACUACCGUCUUUGGAUGAUAAGCCUGGCGUUGAUGGCCUUCCUCCUACACUUUGUCACGCCGGGAGUGUACGCUGCUAAAAAGCCACAAGGGAACAACGUCUGUACUCGAGUCAGAACUGCGACUGAGAUCACCCGAGUUCCGCUGACUGGAACCAAGACGCAGACGAUUAGAUACACCACAAUAUGCGGGUUGCAGGGAAGAUGUAGCAAAUACAGGACGGUGUACGUUCGGAAUUACCGGGAAGUUUCUCGGACCGUUUACCGGGUCAUGCAAGAGUGCUGUACCGGGUGGAUUCAGGAAGGAACCCGGUGCGUCUUGCCCUCCUCGGCCUUGCCAGAUACUGCAGCAGCUAGUGGUUUGACCACUUCAGUGCCAAGAGGGACGGCGACUGGUGGUACGAAGUUUAACGGUGGCGUCGUUACCUCACAUGACGGUCAGCCCAAUCACCCGGUGUCAUGGCCAGGAGUAACAACCUGGCACGGUGACUUACCCGGGACUGACGGUUCAACAGAUGGCCGAACAUGGGGCGGCAAGACGGGAGGGGAGAGGAGGGUCUACAUCGACGGGACAACGGCCGGGGGGUACAGAGGAGCUGGCAGGCGAGGCGAUCAGGGCGGUGGAAGGGGUAGCAGGCCCGGAACAGACGGAACUAGCAAAACCCGGAACGUAGACGAUGCCAUCCAUGGUGGAACCAAGGACGGCAAUGGGUACGGGGGUGCUGUUCCCGAUAAACAGCCGCCCCAUCAUCAAGACUCACCGAUGAUGUUUUUGACUGGCAUGUUAUGUGGUGUGGCGGUGCUGUCCUUAGCUGCAUUCGUGGUGAUAUUCCUGAUGUACAGGCAGCGUCGACAUAUAGACAAUCGAAUUAUCGGGAUUCCAUUAUUCCAAAGUACACGUUCCGGAUCUAGCUCCAUUCGCAAGUCCAAGCUCUUGGCUUUCGCCCAGUCCAUCAAUUCCGGGCAAAUGAAGAUGCUCAGGGAACCUACAAAGAAAGGAAAAGGGAGGGGCAAUUGUCCAUACACUGACAUCGAAGAGCUCAUACAAAAGGGAAUAACUUUCAACAACUCCACCGAAUCGUUACCGGCACUGUCAUCACAAUCUGCAAAGGAAAAGUCAAUGAGUCUGAAAAUGCCUAAAAUGCUGACUCUGAAACCAUCAACGUCUUCUUGGAAAAAAGACAAAAACGAGAGGAAAUUGCCACCAAAGCCCCCCACGUACGCCAUCAUACAGAGACCAGAUUCGAACAGAACAUCAACAGGCGGUGACGAGGAAAGGCCGCUCUCUGUCGUCCAUCAAAGAGUAGAGAGCACUCUGUACGCGACACCAGACGUGGGCGGUGUGCCCAAUGGUAACAGCCACACCAUCCCGCGAGAUUUCAACAUGGGACCGCCUCGGUACAUACUCUGCGAAUCCCAACACAUCUACACCGACAUACAGCGCAAGUCUAAAGCGAUGACGUGGAGCUGCUCAAAAAGAUUACGCUCCAAAUCUUCCGGGUCGACUUAUGAUUCGCCGAAACGAGAACGAACACGGAAGGCACUCAGCCGGAGUUUGAGCAGGAGCUCCCUCAAGAGCAGUGCUAAGCGGGCCAGUAAUUCCGGGAGUUCCGGCUACAGCUCGCUCCGGGGGAGCAGGGAGAACAUCUACGACAACUGCACCGACAGCGGCGCUGAAUCAUCGGCAACAAGCUCCCCAGCGUACUCUAAUAUCUACUCUGAGACCAUACCUAAGGACAGAACAUCGGCCCAUUAUGGGAAGCUCGACCUUGCACUCAGCGACACCUUCAAGACUGAGUAUGACAAACUAAAUCGCGGGCCGACGACGCGCGGACUCGUCAAAUCUUUCUCGAAGAAGUAUGAGAAGUUGGCUAUGAGUAAGACUGGCAAAGGACCCAUCACCGAAACAACUAAAGGCUUGAUUUUCGGCUGUCACGAAAUAUUCGUUGAUGAUAAGUUUCCCAACUCGAUUUGAACGCUGCGAAAGUUUCUUAUACUUUGCUCCAUGUUAGAGGCAAGAACUGAAGGGAAACCAUUUUGACUUUAGACCUAACGUGAAACAUUAAGUGGCUCUUCCUAACCGGAAGCGAAGGUCAAGUGUAAAACAUCUGUGCGUUUCCUGGCGUAAACUGAGCUUAUGAAAUCUGCAGACGCAAAGACCAUUGGGCUUGGGUAAUUUGUUGCCUCUUCUUUUUCAAACUCAGAGCACACGGUGCGUAUCAAAAGAAUCAAGCCCAUAAGCGGUCAGAGAAAAUGACAUGAGCUCAUGGAGUAGAGGAAUUGACUGGCCUGAAAUUGUAAACAGAUAAAAACACUUCGUGCUGUCCCCACUGCUUUGUCCGGAUGAUGCUAACGUUGUUUAGAAAUGCAUUGAAUGGCAACGGGUAUAGGCUAACUAAACGGGCUUUUGACGCCGCAUAAUAGUCAAAUGAAGCACCCUCUGUUAAAAGUCAUGACGUCUCGACUGAUCCCCUAUCUUUAUUCGCAAGGAUAAGACGGGCACUGGGCUUACUGGCCCAAUGGUUUCAUUGGACACAAUGCUUUAAUUUUUAUUUCAUUGGAGAAAUAUUCAGUGACGUGAGUUUUUCAUAUCUGUCUUACGAUUGGUUCGAGGUGAUAAUAAUGUUUGGUCAGCUUACACUUUCGAUCGCCUGCAUGUUUGUACAUCGUGUAAGGUUUUUGUUUGUCCAAUGUGUAGUAUGUGUAUAAUGAAUGUUUAAAUUGACCGCGAACCUCCCUGUAAAAUUGAGACGAGGUCAAAGGUGCUUUUGUACCCAACGAACGCUCAAGGCUGGUAUAAUUAUUGCGUUAUUUAAAGCAUCGAAGUGUGACGUCCGAUGGUUCACGCUAGGAAGUCUCGGGCAAAGAAAUGGUCAUGGGUGACAGACAGAGGGCGGUAUACUAGUCUGCACCCAGAGGCAUAUCACGAGAUGUCUGGCAGCUGCCGGCACGCUUGGUGUCAUUUCCGCCACAUAUUUUUUCCGGCUAUUGUUUUUGGCCAUAAAAGUUCGAUUCCCCCUAAAACAAAAAUCUACCUCGCUCGAUUUAGUCAUUCUGUAAAUACAAUUCAAGCAGGAUGCCGAGGAUGAAAUGUAAACUUACAAAACGGAAACCAAAACGUGGAUCAAUUCAACGAGUUGUGUAUAAUUGGGGCACACUUGUGUUACAGAAUAGUCUCAUGUUAUCUUGACGAGUUAUACCCGUACCACUUUGUCCAGCCGUUUCAGAUAAACCUAAUACAUCGUAUUAUCAUUGUAAGGUUCUACCAGGAUGCUGAUUAUUGAAGAACUGACAUGCAACGGAAAUCAAAACACGGGUUAUAGAUGUAGCCUACUUAUUUGGACGUGCCGGGUAGUUUCAUUGUCUUAAAUUUGUGUUAUUAUACACAUCUCCCUCAUAGGCCCUGGGUCCAGCUCAAUCGCCUUUUAGAACUGGCUUGGACCGUAAUAUAAUGCUUCGUUCAUCAACAGCAUCGGAGCUACCAGCUCAAAAUCUGACCCGGUUUUUUAAAAUUCAAUCUUAAGCCUGUCGAUUGGUUCAUAUUUUCGCUGGAGGUUCGUGUAGUUUCUUUAUCCAUGUUUUUUUUUUUUUUUGCUUUUUUUUGGCAGGGGGGGUUAAAUUGAGUUUCUGACUUGUAUGAUUUUCGGGAAGAUUUUCUUUCUUGCCUUUUACGGGACGAUAUUAUGUCAUUGGCAGAGACCACACAAUAUUAGUGUUAGAUAUAGUUUAGGGAGUUUUAUAAGUUAAACAAUAAAUACAAAGUCGUAUUGUAGGAUUGUAUUAUAUAUUUUUAUAGUUUAACAAUAAUAAGAAAGACAGUAUAAUGUUUAUAUAAACUUGUACAUAAAAGUGUAUAAUAUUAAUGCAAGAAACAAACAUAAUGCUAACAAUAGAGGGCGCUUAAAGACAAACAAAUGUAUUUUAAAAUAACUGUCGAAGCAGUGAGCUGCUAUUGUUUUGUAUUUAAUUUGAUAUUCAUUAUAAUGCUGGUAUAUUGUGUGAUAUUAUGUAGCCGUUUUUAUUAAACAGAACUUAGACCACCACGUUAA
This is a messenger RNA of Asterias rubens (European starfish), 4339 nucleotides long. RefSeq lists its product as uncharacterized. Gene Ontology annotation, molecular function: protein binding. The coding region runs from base 265 to 2265 and encodes 666 amino acids. The transcript has 6 exons. The record is from RefSeq and is a predicted model, not a curated record. NCBI's taxonomy places the organism in Eukaryota, Metazoa, Echinodermata, Asteroidea, Forcipulatida, Asteriidae.